CAGGAAAGGAGUCGCCACCCCUCCGACCCCGCCACGCCAUGGCUUCUUUUCAGCUCCCCGGCGCGUGCACCCCGGAUGCUUUUACUUCCAGUAAGCUGGUAUCUGGUCCGGAAGCGACGCUUCUGCACGGUCUCGGUCUGGGCUGUGCUCUGGUGGCGCUAACUGGGUUCGCCUGGCAGCGACUUGUUCACAGGAGGCGGUUCAGUGUACCGCAGCGUGCAGGUGACCUGUCGCGAAUUAUCGGACUCGUGUUGACUUGCAGCGCCCUGGGUACCGCCGGAAUUGCAGUUCGUUCUAUGAUGUGGCUUGCCAUCUCCCAAGAUGAUGCUCUACUGCCUUCUUCCAGCAGUAGACAAGUCUGGCUAGAGUGUGUUUGCAUCCUCAGUUCGCUGUGGAUCCAGUUUUUCUUACUUGGAGCUCAGAUGUGGUGGAUGCUGUUUUAUUCUGUUGAAGUGUAUUGUCAAGUUCAGGAGCUGAAUAAAGUACGUAUGAUUCCUUUUUAUCACAUGCUAUCCUGGGGGAUGUCUGCUUUCUUUUGUGUUCCUGGAGUGGUGAUCCUGACUCAGAGUCCUUUUCAAAGCUAUAAUCAUGACCCUGAUGUUGCCAUUCCCCAGUACAUCAGCACCUACUUGCCUCUACUGCUCGUAGCAUUAAUCGAUAUGAUCCUUCUCUCUCUAUCCAUUUUAUCAGUUUCAGCAAUGUUGAAGAGAAGAUGUGGAGUUUACACAGCUGAUGAAAGGUGUUUAAGGAAGAGAAUCAAGAUGUAUUUUCAGAAAAUCAUGAUUACCUUUUCAGUUUGUUGGAUGCCUAAUCUGUUAGCUGAGGCUCUGCUGUUCCUGAUUGAUGCUGAUCUUGGCUGGAACUUCACCUUUACAAAGUCCCUUUACACAGCAACUGUGGUCACCUGGGUCCUUAUGGUUGUCCUAAACCCCAUGUACGCAUUUCUCCAGUCUUUGGCAUUCUAUCAAUGGAAUGGAUGUGGCUUUGGCCCUUGUCAGCCGUGGUGGUGGAACCAAAUGUCAAGUUUCACACCUACAUGUGAGGAACAUGUAGCAGAAAUUACAGAAGAGAAUGAACUUGAAAGCACAAUGCAAAUCCUUUUUAAGUUUCACACAUAUGAUUGUGAUGAGAUCAAACCUUUGAACCUACAGUUGAAGAGCUCUGUUAGUGAAACUGAUAGUGCUUAUCAAGAUACACAGCCAGCACACUGGCUUGUCACAAUGUGCUGUAAAAGAUCUGCCCCAGGAAUGGCUGAAAGCAAAUGCACUGCGGACAGAGGAAGAAGAUGGAUGGUCUUGAGAGCAUGACUGCAGUGGGGCUUGCUGGCUGCUCAAAAGAUUUAGUGCAACAGCACAGUUUAGCUCUCAGAGUCAUCUGUUUCCUGAACAAAAGCUUGUAUUUUUGUAAUUGUAACUGCCCCCCCCCCCCCUUUUAAUUCCCUAAGGGCUUCAACCCUAACUUUACUUAAACCUGUGCUUGCUAUUUAUUUAACAAGUAACAGUCUAAAUGCUCUAGUAGCUCUUACAUCUCUAAUUUUAUCUUAAACUGCUUUCAUUUCAUUCAUCUUGGUGUAACCCUUAAAAGCUGAGAAGGAUUCUCUUCUUUGCCAAGUGUAUAUUUGUGCCGCAAUAAAUCGGCUAUUGUGAGA
This is a messenger RNA of Erpetoichthys calabaricus (reedfish), 1648 nucleotides long. Its product is annotated as G-protein coupled receptor 143-like. Gene Ontology annotation, biological process: regulation of calcium-mediated signaling; melanosome organization; G protein-coupled receptor signaling pathway. Gene Ontology annotation, cellular component: melanosome membrane; plasma membrane. The transcript is spliced from 9 exons. The coding region runs from base 39 to 1307 and encodes 422 amino acids. Gene Ontology annotation, molecular function: L-DOPA binding; L-tyrosine binding; dopamine binding. The record is from RefSeq and is a predicted model, not a curated record. NCBI's taxonomy places the organism in Eukaryota, Metazoa, Chordata, Cladistia, Polypteriformes, Polypteridae.